AGGGGGAAAAGGAUGUGAGUAGCUGAUGUUGUCUUCUCACAGAAUACAGACUGCUGCCCAAUCAGAUGAGAUUCUCAAGGUACUGGCAAACACAAUCCGAUCGUAUCCAUUGAAUUUCCGAGAAGCCAGGAUUUUAAGCGGAAUGGAGGAAGCGAUGUAUGAGUGGAUUACCAUCAACUAUAUUCUGAAGGCAUUUCCGAUGAGUGGCGUGUUCGAGAUUGGAAUGAAGGAAAAGAUUCACGGAGCACUGGACCUCGGUGGUGCCUCCACUCAAAUCAGUUUCAUGCCAUUGGAAGCCAUCAGCAAUAAGACUACAGAAGCCAAAUUUGAACUCUUCGGCUACAACUACUCUAUCUACACACACAGCUAUCUGUGCUACAGGAAAGAGGAAAGCAAUAAGAGAGAUCUCGCUGCAUUAUUAAAGGGGAAGGACUUGACAGUUCCCAUUGAGAACCCUUGUUACCUGAAGGGAUACAUGACCAGCACGACCCUGGAUUACAUCUUUGGCAGUCCAUGUACUUCAGACAAGAAACCCUCACCUUACGACAAAAAACAGGAGCGUAACUCUCGUUGGAACAGGAAGACCAGGAAAAUGUCAGGAAAUUGUGAAAACGCUCUUCAACUUUACAGCAUGUCAUGGAAGCAAGUUAUGUGCAUUUACGGCGUCUAUCAACCACCAAUAAAUGGGAAAUUCUUUGCUUUCUCAGCAUUUUAUUACAUCACCGAAUUCUUUAACUUGAUCUCAAAACGUGCUUCUCUGAAAACCAGCUUGGCUGAGAACCCAAAAGUGCCCAAAUUCAGGCUGAAGAAUUACUGCACCGAUGGCUGGAUUCUACUGACUCUACUGGUGGACGGUUACAAGUUUGACCACUCCACCUGGAAAAAUAUUAAAUUCCAGAAAAAGAUUUUGCAACAUGAAAUUGGUUGGAGUCUGGGCUAUAUGCUGAACGCCUCCAGGAUGAACAUCAAAAUGUAA
Molecule: messenger RNA, 976 nt
Organism: Callorhinchus milii (elephant shark)
Lineage: Eukaryota; Metazoa; Chordata; Chondrichthyes; Chimaeriformes; Callorhinchidae
Product: ectonucleoside triphosphate diphosphohydrolase 8-like
Biological process (GO): nucleoside diphosphate catabolic process
Cellular component (GO): plasma membrane
Molecular function (GO): UDP phosphatase activity; GDP phosphatase activity
Source: RefSeq, a predicted model, not a curated record